AUGGUUCUGCUUACUUCGUCGACGGUCUCCACUAUCGUGUCGAUGGGCGUAGUCUGCAUAUUCUCGUUGAUGUUAUUUUUGGCUGGAUACGUGUUACAACAACAAUCAGUGAAGAACAUUCAGCAUGCUCUGCAUCCGCCACCUGGAUCCCAUCGCGGUGCAGGGUCAAAAGGAUCUACAUUCCAAAAUACCGCUAAGAAGCGUGACUUGUCAGAUUCAGAUCUAAGUUUUGGCGAUGAUCCUGAUGCUCCACGAGACAGCCAUGAUCGCCGGUCAGCUUCAAAUGGGAAUUAUGCAUAUCUUCAGCUUUUAUCAAACCCAGAUCCAUCCGAUAUCUGCUCUGUCAUUCUCUUCUUUAAACAAGUUGCAACACAAGGAAGCUCCGUCCAAGAUCGUCUGUUCAUGUACCCUGAAGAAUGGGACCGCAUGUCUGAAAAACAACUUGGCAAGUCCGCUUCCAAAGCUUUGUCAAUACUGCGUGUGGCCAGCAUUAAGUAUGGGAUAUGGCUUCUUCCUAUUGAUAUGCAUGCUGCAACCUCAAAAGGCUAUUCAGCCACAGACACUAAGCUGCUUAGACUAGGACAAGUCCAGUUCAUGCAAUAUGAUAGUGUAUUAUACUUGCAAUCACCGGGCAUGAUCAUUGACACGGAGAAAAUGGACACCAUUCUUCUGUCUCAGCCAUUGCCACGCGUAUAUGACAAGAAUCGACCAGAUUCCUACGAUAACCCGGCAUGGAAACCAAUGACUCUUCGUCCGGACCGGGACGCUGAUUUACCGCCUGUGUAUCUUAUCACAGUCAACAAUGUUGGAGGUGGAAAUGUGCAAGCUCGAACACACGUUCCUAAUUCCGAUUUACCUGAGUUCGGGGCUCUCGUUCGCAAACCCCGGACUGUCAUCGCCCAAGAUGAUGACGAGGAGACUUUUGAGGAUCCAGCAUAUAUUUAUUUGGGGAAAGGAAAAAGCGGUUCUCCCAAGGAUGACGAUAGUCCGGUCGUACAGACCUGGCGAUCGCAAACGCAUGAAGUUUGCCCUGGAGUCGAUUUUGAUGAUGAUUGA
Penicillium angulare is the source of this 1056-nucleotide messenger RNA. RefSeq lists its product as uncharacterized. The record is from RefSeq and is a predicted model, not a curated record. The transcript has a single exon. NCBI's taxonomy places the organism in Eukaryota, Fungi, Ascomycota, Eurotiomycetes, Eurotiales, Aspergillaceae. The coding region runs from base 1 to 1056 and encodes 351 amino acids.